Messenger RNA from Aplosporella prunicola CBS 121167, 732 nucleotides. RefSeq lists its product as uncharacterized. Gene Ontology annotation, biological process: signal transduction. The transcript has 2 exons. The record is from RefSeq and is a predicted model, not a curated record. Bases 1 to 732 code for a protein of 243 amino acids. Gene Ontology annotation, cellular component: plasma membrane. NCBI's taxonomy places the organism in Eukaryota, Fungi, Ascomycota, Dothideomycetes, Botryosphaeriales, Aplosporellaceae. Gene Ontology annotation, molecular function: GTP binding; GDP binding; GTPase activity.
AUGGCGGGCAAGAUGACUCUCUACAAACUGGUGGUGCUGGGCGACGGUGGCGUGGGAAAAACCGCCUUGACCAUCCAGCUCUGCCUCAACCACUUCGUCGAGACGUAUGAUCCCACCAUCGAGGACUCGUACCGCAAGCAAGUGCAAAUCGACGGCCAAUCGUGCAUGCUGGAAGUCCUCGACACCGCCGGCCAGGAGGAGUACACGGCGCUGCGGGACCAAUGGAUAAGAGACGGCGAAGGUUUCGUUCUGGUCUACAGCAUCUCCUCGCGCUCGUCCUUUGCCCGCAUACAAAAGUUCCACCACCAGAUCCAGCGCGUCAAGGAAUCCGCCUUUUCCGGUUCGCCCACCUAUCCCGGAUCGCCGCUUAGCGCAACCUCGGGCGCGGGCUCAUCCGGCCCCUCUCCUGUCAUGUUGGUGGGCAACAAGUGCGACCGUGUGACGGAACGCGAGGUCUCCACCCAGGAGGGCAGCGCACUGGCCCGCGAACUGGGCUGCGACUUUGUCGAGGCGUCGGCCAAGAACUGCGUCAACGUGGAAAAGGCUUUCUACGAUGUCGUCCGCCAGCUCAGGCGCCAAAGGCAGCAAACCGGCCGGAACUCCAAGAGCUCCGACCCAAGGGGAGGCAAGAGCGGUAAGGCACCGGUCGGCGGUGCCCCGGGAGGCGGCCGCAAGAACGACAAGGGAGGCAAAGGAGGAAAGGAGCACAAGCCUAAGUGCGUCAUCCUGUAA